Molecule: messenger RNA, 5075 nt
Organism: Owenia fusiformis
Lineage: Eukaryota; Metazoa; Annelida; Polychaeta; Sabellida; Oweniidae
Source: the annotation of a GenBank genome assembly
AAUUAGUUAGUUCAUUUUCAGCUAGACAUUGGAAGUGGAUGAAACCGUAACUCUGAAUUCACCUGCACUUAAUAAAUAUAUGUGCAUAAUUACCAUAGGCGUUCAUAGUAAAUGCAAUCGUGCUCAGCGGAUGGCAAAAAGUAAAUGGCACACGGCCAGCUCAAGAUAUAUACUAUUCUCGCAACUGGACUGUAAAUAUCAAAAAUAAACUGUAUCGGCGGGACAAUUACUGGCAAGUUAUUUAAUGUAACAUAUUUUUGUGGACACUUUUACCAAUAAACCGAGCGCAUAGCUGUGCGAAGUUAGUUAAAACAAUACGAUGGUUAAGAUAGGAUAUGCUAUGGAAAGUUUAUGAGCAACAUUAUAUAAAGAUGCUGGUAACAAAAAUUAACGUACAAGAUGGCAAUACAUGCAAUAUAUUGAAGCCUAUGUCAGCGGUAUUAAAAAGCGCUAAUCACCCGUGCAAAGAGGAUGGGACUAUGAGAUUCGUAUAGGGAGAAUCAACAAUAGUACAAAAACAAUGAUCCGUCGUAAAAGGCUAAAAUCGCUGGUCUGUAUAGUGGUGACAGCGUGGGUAUAUCUAGGAUUGUGGUCCCUGGCCGCUAUCGAGUGGUUGCAGGAUGACCGAUCCAUUCUUCAAAAUAACAACAUAUUCCAGGACAAUUAUGAUGUUAGCAUAAGAGAGACUGAUGACAGCCCUGAUAUUUUAGACAGCUUCUACAUGCAAAACAGCCUGAAUGAAAAAUUCAUAACGCGGAUUUUAACGAGCACUACAACUGUAAAACCUAACACGAGUGCCAAGAAGAUUAACGACAAAGUGAAACACCAGCGGGCAGAUGCAAUACUGGCAUGGCGAAGUCAUUUAAAUAAGGUCGCAUCAGCUGAUUUCAAAUCUACACAAAUACCUGCUCAAAAUAAAAACACAGUACAUUAUAGCAUUAAAGAUAGAAUAUUUAAUUUAUUAAGGAUAGCUGCUAUUAAAAAUCCACCUGUCGGAUUAUGGGAUAACAUUUAUACAUUAAUUAAUGAUUUACAUACCCAUCAAUUAUUUGAUUUUUACCUACAGCUCGAUACAUAUACAAACAGUCAUAUACUUCAAAAUGACACGUUGUCAUACUUGUUUGACAUGUUAACAACAGUCAAAAAGCAAAGUGAAAAUAGUGACACUAUUUUAAUAGUAAAUGACAUCCUAAAACAGCUUCAAAAAUUGAAUAUAACUAUUAAAACACCUGUAUAUAAAUCAAAUGAUACUCAAGACAAAUCAUCACCGUUUAGGCAUGGUGCUACCAAUCACACAUCGAUAUCAACCAAACAGGUACAUAAAAUAAGGCCAAAGGUCGCACAUGCUACCCGAGCUACACCAAAAUUGGGAUGGGCGCCAACUAGAAAAGCUAAAAUAGCCCUCCAAAAAGUAUCGAUGGAUUGGAGUGAUGAACCACUUGUCAUACCUGAACCGGGGUACUAUUUCUACCAGGGGAUAAAUGACCCUGUUAAAAUCCCUGAUUCUGUGCCUGAAGAACAUAGGUGGAGAUACAGAUCGGAUAUCUUAUUCUGGAAUAAAAAUGACACAUUGUACCAAAAAUGGCAAAAAUGGAAAAGUAAAAUAGUUUUUCCACCUGAGUCGAUGAAGAGAGAGGUGGAACGCGUUUGUAAUGAACUCAAUCCAAUGAGGAAGAAACUGUGUGAUAUGUUCAAAAAAUGUUACCCAAAUACUAUAGAAACAACAAUCAUACUAUUACCAGACUCAACAACUUAUGUAAUAACCGGUGACAUCCCUUUGAUGUGGAUGAGAGAUUCAAGUGCCCAAGUCUUUCCCUUGCUCAGUCUUGCCCCACAGGACCCAACCGUGCAGGUGCUCCUAGAGGGUGUCAUCAGGCGCCAAAUAAAAUGGAUCCAAAUGGACCCAUAUGGUUCAUCUUAUAGACUUUUCCUUGAUUUUGAUUACAUGAAUAAAAAGGUACUCACAGAUUGGGACUUCCAAAGUGGUAGAACAGUCCAUGUCUCCAUGCAUAACUACGAGAUUGAUUCUCUUUGUUAUUUCAUCAGACUUUCUUACUAUUACUGGAAAUCAGUUGGGGAGGAUUUUAUAUUUGAAUCUGAAUGGAAAAAAGCAGUUGAAAUCAUAAUAGACACUUGGAUAACUGAACAAUAUCAUAGCUCUUCCAGUUCCUAUAGAUACCCAGAGCUGCCCAAAGAAGGGAAGGGUACAGAUACGUGCUACACUGGGAUGACUUGGGGAGGGUUUAGACCUAGUGACGAUAAAAUGGUUUUCCAUUAUAACAUCCCAGCAAAUAUGUUCGUUGUUGUCUCUCUGAAACAAAUUACAGAAAUUGCAACUGUCGUUUAUAAAGACCAGGCCCUGGCGGAUAAGGCCAUAAAACUAGCGAAGGAGAUUGAUCUUGGAAUUGAAACCUAUGGUAUUAUACUUGAUGAAAACUAUGGCUUUAUGUAUGCCUAUGAGGUAAACGGUUGUGAACGAUCAAUAAAAAUGGACGACGCAAACAUUCCUAGUCUCCUAUCAAUACCGUAUUUGGGAUACAAACCAUUAUUCGACCCAGAUGGUACGAUCUAUGACAAUACGAGGCGCUUUCUAUUGAGUAAAGAUAACCCCUCUUAUUUCAAAGGGAGUGAAGUCAAAGGCAUUGGUAGUCCACAUACAGGGAUGGAAAAGGUAUGGCACCUUUCGCUCAUCAUGCAGAUCCUCACUACAGACAAUCUAAACGAAAUAGAGGAAGCUCUUGCAAUGAUUGAGAAAGGAAGUAAGGAUAACUUCAUGCAUGAAAGCUUUAAUGUUGAUCGACCAGGAUCUUACACUCGCUCUUGGUUCUCAUGGGCUAACUCACUCUUCUCAGAAAUGAUCAUCAAAAAACUAAAUGUCGUGGCAAAUAUCGAGCCUCCUCCAAAAAUGUCCAUACCCGUUUAUCCAACAUUCCCAAGUGGUGAUAUACACAAGAAUGCAAGAACCACGCCAAAUAAAUCGGUGGAUCUUACUGGAGUUCAAAUUUUGACAACUGGGGACUUCUACCUAAGAUCUUCGAUAAGAGAUGUCGUAAAUCUAGAUAGUAAAUUACCACACUAUACUUGGAAAUAUCAUAACAGUUCUACUCUGUUUUGGACAAAUAGAGAUAAGCUGUAUAACAAAUGGAAUUCAUUACACGCUAAUCUCCAGGGAUUUACGUCGGAGACUAUUAAUAAAAAUGCAAUUACAAUGUGCAAUGAACUAGGACCAAAUAAGGAAAAGUUAUGCGAAAUGUAUACAGCAGCUUUGAAAAGCACUUUAAAACGCAGAUUAGUUCUAUUACCAGAUUCAACAGUACAUGUCAUUUCUGGUGACAUUCCUGUCAUGACUCUGACAGAUUCAACCAAUCAGAUGCUUCCUCUACUGAAUUUCGUCAGCCAUGACAAGACACUUCAAGUUUUAAUUGAGGGAGUUAUCAGACGACAAAUAAAAUGGAUCAUGAUGAAUCCUUACGGAUCUGCAUUUAGAUUAUACGUAGACAAUUACCAUAUGAACAGACAAGCAUUGUCAAAGGUAGAAAUUAAUUAUGGAACGACCGUCCAUACUGCAGCAAACAAUUUCCAAUUAGAAAAUUUAUGUUCGUUCAUAAAUCUAUCCUAUAAAUAUUGGAAUGUUGUCAAUGAGAACGAAAUAUUUGACAAGGAAUGGCGGGCAGCUGUAGACAUAAUUAUGCAAACGUGGUUAAAUGAGCAAAUGCAUAACACUCUUAGCGUUUAUACUCAUCCAUCUUUGGAAAAUAGAGGGCAGGGUACGAAGGUUUGCUAUACAGGAUUGAUAUGGGGAGGGCAUAGACCAGAUGGCUUUCCAAUGGCAUACCACUACAACAUCCCGGGUAAUAUGAUGGUUAUCGUAGCACUUAGAAACAUAGCCAAGAUUGCGUCUGACGUCCUAAAAGACAAUGUCUUGGAAAAUCUCGCAACUGAGCUAGCUGAUCAGAUUGACACAGCGAUUCAUAACUACGCUGUUAUCCAGAUUGCCGACAACGUACAAGUAUAUGCAUAUGAGGUGAAUGGUUGCGGGGACUACAUACUGAUGGACGAAGCUAGCUUCCCCAAUUUAGUAUCCAUUCCUUUCAUGCAGUAUGACACUAAAUACGACCCCGAAAGGCAAUUAUAUAAAAAUACCAGGGCCAUGAUCUUCAGCAAGCAAAAUCCUUUCUAUAGAACUGGAAUAGCUGUCAAUGGUUUGACCAGCAGAAGGGAUUUGUCGGAAGAUGUCUGGUCGAUCAGUUUAAUAAUGCGUGGACUUACCGCAACGAAUACGACAGAAUUACAAAAUUCACUUAUCAAUCUCCAGAAUAAUAUGCCAGAACUUGCUUUAAUUCCAGAGCAUAUUCAACCUGAUGGUAUCACCAAUAAAACUCUACCCCAAUGCGAGAUAUGUAACUCAUUGUUUGCAGAACUUCUUUUAAGAAACAUUUCAUCGAUUAAACAAAUGAAUUUCCCACAAAUUUCUCCCGUAUAUAAAGUCAAUGAGGAACCAAUAAUAACAGCUUCGAAAGAGCUAGAUUCGGAUGAGCUAACCACCAAAGCUGUGACACAUGGUGGAACUGAUCGUAUAGCAAAUAAUAAAAACAAAGGAAUUAUCAUCGAUAGAAACGCAAACCACAAAUAUCAAGCAGGUCAAACAGUGCUUGCCGCUAGAAAAGGUAAUAUCAAAAACCAGCAGGGCAAAGGCGAGUUGAUAGAGAAGAAGGUUCAGGCACCACCACAGAGUAAAAUAAUCAAAGACAAGAAAAUGAAUCACAUCGAUGAAAAAAAUUAACAGAUACGAAACCGGGGACUAACCACAUAGUCAUGAAACAGUAUAGAAAUAAUAAAGAAAAAGAGAAACAAGUUUCGAACUAACCCACAAGAUAGAUUGCGUCAUAACACGAAUGUCAUUUAGUCAGAAGAGUCAUAAUAUCCAUUUUAACAGAUGACAAACAUAAUCGUUUAGUUAAGGAAUAUGUUUAUCAUCUUGCACAAAGUCUGCCUCGAAAUUGAGAUCAUCGGUUAAACGAUGUCAAUCGAUAUUCAGCUUACAAAUUAGCUAAACCUGAUUUCAAAAAAGAAAA